AUGUGUAUAUUAUGGGUUUUCUGGUUCUUCUGGUGCUUGAUGGCGUGCCUUGGAGUAGCUUGGCUGUCAUUGUGUACCUUACACCGAUUCCAAAAGAAUCCGACUGUAAUUUCGCUAGAAAGAAACUACCUAGAUUGGAACACGACGCUAUCCGCACUAAGCCUUUGUCCAUUGCUCAAGGCCAAUCAAGAAGAAGUUCAUAGGGUGGCCAGGUUUGUUUUCUCGGGUGAUCUCGAAAAAGGAGUUGAGUUCUUGAACUCCUUAGCCAACUGGACGUACCCGAACCUAGGCCAAAUUAUCGCUAACCAUGAGAUCGAACCUUCGGAUUACCAGGAUCUGUUGAUGUCCUUGAGGGUCAACUUCAGCUACAUCCUCCCGAACCUCCCCACCAUCCAAGAAUUAUCUUUGUCCAUGACUGAAGUGGGAAUCUGCUAUUCCCUCAACUCUCAAAUGGCUUUUUAUGGUGAUCCAAGGUUCUGGAUGUCAAAUGGUUGGAACCUGAGAAAACCUGUAACACUCAUACAUGGCAAUCCUCUAGAUGUUGCAGAACUGUCAGUACAGGUCAAUGAUAUAAAAGUUAGCUUCAAUGUCUAUUUGCAUGAUAGUGAAGAAGUAGUUGAUGGUUCAUCAAAUUCAAUGUUUCCUGUGAGACUUCAGGAAGCAAUGUAUCUUGAUACCAAUGUCUUGUCGAUAUACUCAACAGACGCAACGAGAAAACUGUCAGUUCAACAAAGAAAAUGCAGAUUCAUGGAUGAGUCCAACUUGGAAACAAGCCCUGUCUAUUCUUACAGACUGUGUCAGUCUGAAUGCAGGAUGCACUUAUCUUUAAAGCUAUGCGGCUGUAUUCCUUAUUUCUACCGCAAUUCUGGAAAAUAUAAAGUUUGUGGAUCUACAGGAAUGAACUGUUUGAAUAAAUAUAGAGAUAGACUUUUAAAGCUAAGGGAAGGAAAUAAACGAGAAGAAUGUGACUGCUUUCAAAAUUGCAAUUUUGUCAAUGUUUGGACAACCAGAGUUUUACAGGGAGCAUGGAAUAGAGAUACUGUUGUUCGGCUCUCUCUUGACUCAUACCCAAGAUACAGGCUCAAAAGGGACAUUGUGUAUAGUUUUGGGGAUCUACUAGCACAAAUGGGAGGAGCUGCUGGUCUCUGUUUUGGUUGCAGUGUUCUGAGCAUCUUUGAAGUCUUCUAUAUAAUUACUCUAAGAUUAUUCCUUUUUAUUUUUAAAUAUAAACAACUCAUGAAACCGAUUGAUUCAUAGCAUAAUUAUAAUAAUAAUAAAACAUGUAAAAUCCACUUGAUUCUCACUAAUUAGAUGACAUCAUGUCUUAAAUUUGACAUAUUUUAAAAAAUAGUGCUGUUAAUAUUUAUAAUGCUUAAUAAAAUAACUUAGGUUAUAAAUUUUAACAUCUUUGUAAUUUUGGUUUAAUAACCCAUAAGAGCAAUACCUGUUUUUAUUAUAUUCAUAAAAAAUCAUGGUAGGUAUAGACACAGAAUUUUUAUUUUGAUUGGGGGGGGGAGGGGAGCCAUGAAGCAAAAAAAAAAAAGUGGUAGUCCAUAUUAUGUUCGAAAAUCCAACAUAUACAUGUUUAAACAGUUGUAUGAUUUUUUUAUUUACCUUUUGAUAUACUUGAAAAUAUCUGAACAAAUUAAUUGGAUAUAUUACAAUUUGUAUACAUUAAACAUGAGAGAAAGGGGAACAGCCUUCAUAACAUAAGUACAUUUCUAGAACUUUUUCAGUUAAAAAUUAAUAAUGUUAAAAACUGAAAAAUACUUUUGAUUUCUUAGUUUGUACGACAUCCAAAUAAAAAUAAAUCUUUUUCACAGCCUGACUAUCUAAAAAUUUCUAUAGAAACAUUCUCUAUAAAAUAUAUUUAUACUUGUAUUUAUUAAAUAUAUUUUUUACCAACUUUAACAAUUUAAUAAGAAAAUCGCUUGAAAAUGGAGGAGUCAACAUGAAAGGCGAAUGAAUCAUAAAAUCUAAGGAUAUGUUUCUAUAUUAUUAUUCCUGAAUAUGAAUAAAAGUUUAAGUAAUAGAAAUAUUUAGGUUUUGAUAAAAUAGUUAUGCACCUACUUAUAGGCCUUAGCUUUGCCUGAGUUAGUCGACUUUUUCUUAUUUUCUUAAUCGAUUUAUUUCACAUAUUUUAUUCAUUCAUAUAGCUUAUUUGUUAUAAAUUAAAAUUUUUUUUUUUUACUUCAAAAAAUUGAAGGCCGAAACAAUAUUGUCGCCCCCUCAACAUUUUUAUUUUUUUAUUAGGGGGAGAUCACCCCACCCCCCUCGAAGUCUGCUCCCUUGAUUAUAGGGCUAUAAUAGUCCUUAUUUAAUUCUUAACAAAAAAUUGUAUUAAUAAAGAACAAAUUUGUA
Messenger RNA from Nezara viridula (southern green stink bug), 2361 nucleotides. The record is from the annotation of a GenBank genome assembly. Lineage: Eukaryota; Metazoa; Arthropoda; Insecta; Hemiptera; Pentatomidae.